ACCGAGAAGGUUCGCUGGCUGAAACGGUUCAUUAUGGACCCCAAGACAGGGGGUUGCGUUGGCAGGAGCAAGACUGAGAUCAAGCGGACGAGGGAGGACGCGGUCAUCGACGUAUGGGUGACGCUCGACGUGUUGGGCGGCCCGCUCUACCUGAACAACAAGGAGCACGCGCUGGCGAUGAUCGCGGACCUGGAGUCGCGUCCCCACAAGCGUUCACGUGCCCUCAGAGAUCUGGGCAUUCUCGAAUAUCAUUAUGUAUGCGACGGUGAGGGCAAGCUCAUCGAUUCCACCAGCCACUCUGCGUCGGUCGAGGUCGAAGCUAGCAUGGAGGCAGAUGAUUAUGAACGCG
Prorocentrum cordatum is the source of this 349-nucleotide messenger RNA. Lineage: Eukaryota; Dinophyceae; Prorocentrales; Prorocentraceae. The record is from the annotation of a GenBank genome assembly.